CAGCAACCGAUGUAAACAAAAGCAUUCAGAAGAGCGCAUUGCCACUAGAUCAGAUUGAAUUGUAAACAGAAUACAGUUAAUAAACGAUUUUCUUUCAAAUCACCAUGGAGAUGGACAUCGCGCUCAACAAACAAGCGUCCACAAUAAUCGACAUUGCCCUGGAAAAUGCGCAGAAUUAUUUACAAGACUUGAGUGAACUUAAAAAAGAAUCGUGCAGUUAUGAGAUGAAGAACAUUGAGUGGACGACAUGCAAGGAUUUCACAAUCGAGCUCGGCCAGAAGCAAAUUGAAGAGUAUAUUUCUACAUGGGAAUGUCAUAGGAGCUGGCUUCACUGCAUUGACUUUCUGCAAGAGAAGGAGUUGGAAUUUAGCAGACAAUACCACUACAGAGUGAGGUGGAGCAUUCCCACACGCAGGAAACCAAUUCCCAGAGCAACAGCCUGCGUCUACUUCAUUCUAGAGAUCUCCAAGGUUAAACCUCCGAGCUUUCCUGUAGAAGUGUACUAUCUUGUGGAAUCAAACCAACUCAUAAACAGGCCAGGUCAGACAAGGUUUAGAGAACAGUGGCUCAAGGAUGUCAUUCAAAGUAAGAUUCUUCUACAGGAAUCCGUCAACUUCUAACAAAUUAUUAGAAGCAAUAAAAUCAAUAAUACAAAAAAUAAAUAAACAACACAGUAUUUUACAUGGAGUUGUAUUUGUGUUAAAUAAAUGCCAGUCCUGACUCGGUUUCACAAUUCAAUGAUUCUUCGUCAGGCAACGCUGACAGGACUUUUCUGAAGAGCAUGUCAGAUAAGAAAAUAACAAGGAAGCUCUGUAUUAAGUCAUGCUACCACAUGGUCAGAAGCAUGACAACAUUUUUUUGUAAAUUUCCAUUAGAAAA
Molecule: messenger RNA, 879 nt
Organism: Polyodon spathula (Mississippi paddlefish)
Lineage: Eukaryota; Metazoa; Chordata; Actinopteri; Acipenseriformes; Polyodontidae
Gene: akap14
Product: A-kinase anchoring protein 14
Exons: 6
Coding region: 105-620 (171 amino acids)
Cellular component (GO): cAMP-dependent protein kinase complex
Molecular function (GO): protein kinase A regulatory subunit binding
Source: RefSeq, a predicted model, not a curated record